Molecule: messenger RNA, 2212 nt
Organism: Drosophila rhopaloa
Lineage: Eukaryota; Metazoa; Arthropoda; Insecta; Diptera; Drosophilidae
Gene: AstC-R2
Product: somatostatin receptor type 2
Exons: 4
Coding region: 514-2199 (561 amino acids)
Biological process (GO): G protein-coupled receptor signaling pathway
Cellular component (GO): neuron projection; membrane
Molecular function (GO): peptide binding; somatostatin receptor activity
Source: RefSeq, a predicted model, not a curated record
AGCGCUGCGAACGUGUCCAAAAGGCCUUGCUCUUCAAAAUAAAAUGGAAAAACUUUAAGACAUUCGCGAAACGGACUCAAGAACUUGAAUAACACUUCUUCGAUUUUGGUGUUAAGUGAAAAAGAAUAAAAAAGAUUCCUAUUGAAAAGGAAAACUAAUAUUUUCAAAAUGACUUAAAUGCUUAUCAAACAAAUAAGAACAAUUUUAAAUGAGAAAAAUAUCAAAGAAUCUAUAAAUAUAUAAAGUAGCUGAAAUUCAACGAAAUACACAUCUAAGAAAAGUGUCCUCCAACCCAGAAAUAAUUAUAACAAAUCUAUCAAAACAUAAAAUUGCCAAAAAAAACGCAAUUUUGUCAAGAAACCUCAUCAUGCCGCAUGUGACGUCACAGGCAUAAAGUAUGGAAAGCAUAUCACAAUAUUUGCCAUUUAGCUGGUUUAGCGGGCAUCGUCAAAUAGGCAGCCGACCGCAACCGGCAAAUUAGCAGGCAGUUACACCAACGUAACCGAAUCGAAAAUGGGAGGAGAGGGAGGAUGGUGGCGCGGAGGAGGAGAAGGACGAGGAGUGGUGGGCAGGAAGGCCAACAUAAAGGGACACUCGACACCGAACCGCAGGAACAGCAGCACCAACGCGACCAAGGGCAGUGUCCAUUCUGGCAUUCUGUUAUUUGUGCUGACAGCGCUGACACUAACGAGCUUAAUAGCGCCCACAGAGCAGCUGACAGUGGCCCCAAAUGGAACCACUCUGCAGCAAGAGCAGCAGCUGGAGUCCGUGGAAUCCGUAUCAUCCAAUCCACCGUUGGCUGCCGACGACUACAGCUACAGGCCCAUGAAUGGCAGUCUGAAUGGAACGACAAUGGCGCCCAACUCGCGGCCUCGCCAGAACCACAAACAGCGAUUGCCAAAGGGCAAUGGCAGCUACUAUUCGGAGUACGAUGAGGAUGUGCGUCCGGACUGCUCCCGCAAAUACAACUUCAUCCUGAAGCUCAUCACGAUGAUACUGUAUGCCCUGGUGUGCAUCAUCGGGUUGUUUGGUAACACGCUGGUGAUCUAUGUGGUGAUGCGGUUUUCCAAAAUGCAAACGGUUACCAAUAUAUACAUCCUGAACCUGGCAAUCGCUGAUGAGUGCUUCCUGAUCGGGAUUCCCUUCCUGCUGUACACCAUUCAGGUGGGCAACUGGCCCUUCGGCGACUAUAUGUGCAAGGCCUACAUGGUGAGCACCUCGAUCACCUCGUUCACCUCGUCGAUCUUCCUGCUGAUCAUGUCGGCGGAUCGCUAUAUAGCAGUGUGCCAUCCCAUAUCCUCGCCCCGCUAUCGAACGCCCUUCGUGUCCAAGUUGGUUUCGGCCGUCGCCUGGAUGACAUCCGUGCUGCUGAUGCUGCCGGUCAUCCUCUUCGCCAGCACCGUCCAGUCGAGCCAGGGCAAUGUGUCCUGCAACAUCGAGUGGCCGGACAGCCAGAACUCCGAUACCGACUCCACCUUUAUACUAUACUCCUUCGUCCUGGGCUUCGCCACUCCGCUGACCUUCAUCCUGGUCUUCUACUGCCUGGUGAUCCGCAAGCUGCACACGGUGGGACCCAAGCACAAGUCCAAGGAGAAGAAGCGAUCGCACCGGAAGGUCACCAAACUGGUGCUCACGGUAAUAAGUGCGUACAUAUUUUGUUGGCUUCCACACUGGAUUUCUCAGGUGGCUCUGAUCAGCUCGACCCCGCACCCGUGUGCAUCUCCCCUGGAGCUGGCCGUCUUCCUGACCUGCGGAUGCCUGAGCUACUCGAACUCGGCCAUGAACCCCAUCCUGUACGCCUUCCUCAGCGACAACUUCAAGAAGAGCUUCAUGAAGGCCUGCACUUGUGCGGCGCGCAAGGAUGUGAAUGCCCAGCUGCAGUUGGAGAACAGUUUCUUUCCCAAGUUCGGCAAGGGUAGGCAAUCGGAGCGCCUUUUGGGGGGCGGUGGAAAGGGUGGCGCCCAACGUGGGGCCUUGGCCAAGAAGAAGGCCUUGGCGGUGGCCAGGAACAACAAUGCCCUGAUGGGCACCGCAACCACGACGACAACGACCACCACGGCGGGCACGGAUGCGGUGACCUGUCUUCAGCCUAUCCAACCUGUUCCGGCCGAAAUCCAGGUGGGCAAUCCGGCCACUGUGCUGGUGGUCAAUGCCGAGACCAACAACUGUAAGCCACCAGUGCUCCACACGGACUUAUAAGACCGGGCUCCCU